Messenger RNA from Colossoma macropomum (tambaqui), 4956 nucleotides. RefSeq names its product BCL2 associated athanogene 6, like (gene bag6l). Bases 270 to 3899 code for a protein of 1209 amino acids. The transcript has 25 exons. Gene Ontology annotation, cellular component: BAT3 complex. Lineage: Eukaryota; Metazoa; Chordata; Actinopteri; Characiformes; Serrasalmidae. The record is from RefSeq and is a predicted model, not a curated record. Gene Ontology annotation, molecular function: polyubiquitin modification-dependent protein binding; misfolded protein binding.
AUGAUUCCCGCUCUGUGUAAAGAUAACCAGCUACCAGCAGGGAGUGUAAUCCGAAAACCGGCUCUGUUAGCGAGCUAACGAGGCUGAGGUUGGCUUCCUAUUCGCCAGCUUCUUGUUCGAAUUUUCCCGUUCCACCUUAAAUGGUGCAGCAGUUACAUACUGGCACCUCAGACUGCUGCGCCAUUUAAGGUGGAACGGGAAAAUUCGAACAAGAAGCUGACUUCAGUUUAUCGCUGUGUCAGCUAAACUGGUUAGCGAGUGCAGGGUCCAUGGAGGAGCCAGGGGCUAUUGAGGUUACUGUUAAAACUCUGGACUCACAGAGCAGGAGCUACACUGUCCGAGGAGAGUGGACAGUGAAGGAGUUUAAAGAGCAUAUUGCCUCCUCAGUUGAGAUCCCUGUGGAUAAGCAGAGGCUGAUAUACCAGGGCAGGGUGCUGCAGGAUGAGAGAACACUGACAGAAUACAAUGUUGAUGGCAAAGUUAUUCAUCUUGUGGAGCGGGCCCCCCCUCAGACUACUCAGUCUGGCAGUGGUGGAAGUGCAGUUCCUGGCUCCUCGGGUGGAGCAGAGGGAGGAUCCAGCUCUUCUCACUCCUCUACUUCCACCUCUCAAGGUGCUCCACAUGACCGCAAUGGCAACAGCUACGUCAUGCUGGGCACUUUUAACCUUCCUGUCAAUAUCAUGGACCCCCAACAGAUACAGAUGUCUGUGCAGCAGAUGAUGGCUGGUGUUGGGGAGGCUGGGAGGAACGCCAGAGUCAGCACCAGCACUGGGAGCAAUGGAUCUGUGGACGUACAUAUCAACUUGGACCAGUCAGUGCAGAGUGAACCGAGGAUAAGGCUUCAGCUGGCUGAAAACCUGUUGCGAGAGACUCAGACGUUGAUUCAUAGAUUGGAGGGUCAGCCAAGUGAAGCGUCUACCCAGCAGGGUGCUACAGCUUCGCAGUCGACUUCCACGGCCUCUUCGUCUUCAGCACAACAAAUGGACACCUCCCCACCUCCAGCCCCUGCCUCUUCUUCCUCUACUUCGGCCUCCACACAAACAGAAGGACCUCCUCACUCUGGACCCAAUCACCCAAGCCCAUUGGAACUGGUGGAGGUUCUCUCAGAGGUGCGGAGAGUGGAGGAAAGACUCCGACCCUUUAUGGAGAGAACUCACUCCAUCCUAGGAGCAGCUAGUUUAGCUGAUUACAACAACAAUACACAAGAGCGUGAGGAAGAUCAGCGCACCCUCAAUAUGGUUGGAGAAUCUCUUCGUCUCCUAGGCAACACCUUGGUUGCUUUGAGUGAUCUUCGAUGCAAUUUGGCUGCUCAGCCUCCUCGACACCUACAUGUAGUUCGACCCAUGUCCCACUACGCCUCCCCGCUUCUGCUGCAGAGUGGACUCCCCCAUAUACCAAUACCGAUGAACAUCGGCACCACUGUUACAAUGACAUCUAAUGGCAGACAGGCGAGUGAGAGUCAGCCUCCAACAUCUCAACCACAUGGCCAAUCAGAGGAGCAGGGUCAGGCACAGGCACCACCCUCUCCACCAAAUGGAGUCAAUCAGCAGCCUGGUCAGGGGGCUCCUCGAGUGAUCAGAAUUACUCAUCAGACCAUGGAGCCUGUGGUCAUGAUGCAGAUGAACCUGGAUGAUUCAGGCAGUGGAGCUCAGGCCCCAGGCCAACAGAAUCCCAACGCUGCUGGACAGACUGGUACCACUCCACCCAUCCAUAUUCCAGGUUUGCCUCCGGAGUUCAUGCAGGCCAUUGUGCAUCAGAUCUCUCAACAGGCUGCUGCCAUGGCUACUGCAGCUUCAGCUGGCCACCAUGGGCAACAGGCUGGUGCUCCUGGCGCAACUGCCCAGAAUGGAGAAGCCCCAGCCGCUCCUCCCCCUCCACAAGCCAGAGUAGUCAUCACUCGGCCUUCCUUCUCUCCACGGAUUCCCCAGCCUGCCGGCACUAGAGGGACUACCAUCAACCUUCGGGCAACAGUGCCCCCCACAGCCAGCCAACAGCCUGGACAGGGCAACCCUGUGGCUCCCUCUCCUCUCACUCAGAUGGUGAGUGGUUUGGUCGGGCAGCUGUUAAUGCCGAUGCACACAGGUGAUCAAAUGUCUACUACCUCUUCCUCCCACUCAUUCUCUUUCUCUACCUCUUCACCCUCCUCUGCAUUUUCCUCCUCAAAUGCUCCUCCCACGUCAGCCAGCACGUCUGGCCAGACAUCCACUCACACCACCAGCACAGCCUCCGUGGGCCAGUCUCAGGAAGGAGGCACAGAGGGAAACCUAAGCCAGCUCCUAGGCUCUCUCUUGGGCGGUGCAGCUGGAGUAGGUGGGAAUGUCUCUGGAGGCCCACCUUCCAUCACUGUAACUGUGCCUGGUGUCCCUGCCUUCAUCCAGGGCUUAACUGAUUUCAUCCAGACCAAUCAGCCUGUGUUCACUCCUCCAAACCAGCAGCCUCCGCCGCCUCCUGCUGCUCCUUCUGGCCCCUCACCAUCACCCCCAAACCCUCCUCAGCCCCCCAGUGGAGCAGAGGAGACACUGAGCCCUGAGCUGUUCACGGGUAUUGUGCAAGGUGUGCUGUCCACCAUGAUGGGCUCUCUGGGGGCUGGCCAGGGCAACAGUGAAAGCAUUGCCCAGUUCAUCCAGAGGCUGUCCCAGACCAGCAAUCUCUUCACACCUGGGACUGGCGAUGCAGUGGGCUUUUUUGGAGACCUGUUGUCUCUGGUCUGUCAGAGUUUCUCCAUGGUGGACAUGGUGCUGUUGCUACAUGGCAAUCCUCAGCCUCUGAGUCGUAUCCAGCCCGAACUUACAGCCUUCUUCACUGAGCACUACCUACAGGGCCGAGAGCCCACUGAUGCCAACAUUGCCACUGCUGCUGAAGAUCUCAUCAAUGGGCUGGAGGAGUAUAUCGCUGAGAGCUUUUCUGCAGUUACAGUGCGAGAGGGGGUGGACAUCAUCCAGACUAACAUGUCCUUCCUCAGACAGCAGUUCACACAGAUGGCAACACACAUACUCCGCUGUACAGAUCACACCUUUGGUCCUCGUUUGCUGUUUCUGUGCACUCAGGGUCUGUUUGAAUGUCUCGCCCUCAAUCUGUACUGUUUAAGAGGAGAGCAGAGGGCUCUUACUGCAGUUAUCAACCACCGAAUUAGGAGGAUGUCUGCAGAGGUGAAUCCCAGUCUAGUGAACUGGCUGACCAGUAUGAUGUCUAUGAGGCUCCAUGUGAUCUUAGACCAUAACCCAGUCACCGAGAACCAGAUCCAGCAUUAUGUUAUCUAUACACAGCCCAACUCUGCUGUGAGAGUGGAAUCAGAUAGCCAAGCAGUUCAGCAGACUGAGAGCCAGAAUGUGGAGAUGGAAGAAGGUCUGUCUCCAGCUCCUGCCACCACUGCAGAGGAGGCCAUGGCAUCUUCAGGAGAAAGUGCCGAUAAUAGAGAACCAGCCGUAGAUCUCACCCCCCCUCACAGGCCCUUGUCAGGGGAGACACGAGGACCAGCUGGAAUGGCAGCUGCUGGGAGGGAGGACUCUGGUGCGGAGGCGGAGCCAUGGGCAGCGUCUGUACCACCUGAGUGGGUGCCCAUCAUUAGGCAUGACAUGCUGUCUCAGAGGAAAAUGAAGGCUCAGCCUCCACUUUCCGAUGCUUACCUUCAAGGAAUGCCUGCCAAGAGGAGGAAGACUGCUCAAGGUGAGGGACCACACCUUUCUCUCUCUGAGGCUGUGAGUCGUGCUGCCAGAUCAGUAGGAGUGCGCCCUGUCACUAAUCCAGACAGCCUGCAGGGGGAGCUGGAAGCACCAGAACUGCAGGAGGCCUAUACACAACAGGUUAAGAAUGACUUGAAAAAAAGAGUUAAUGAAGAUCCAGACUACAACUCUCAACGUUUCCCCAACACACACAAGGCUUUUUCAGAGAACUCCUAAUGUCCAAGUACAUCAUUACCAAUUCAAAUGUUCCAGUGAUUUCUUAGUGACUCUACAUAUACCGAUCAACCACCUUGUAGAUGUAAAGUCAGAGAAAAUAGCUCAUCUGUUGCUGCAGUUUGUGUUGGUCAUCCUCUAGUCCUUCAUCAGUGGUCAAAGGACGCUGCCCACAGGACGCUUUUGGCUGGAUGGUUUUGGUUGGUGGACUAUUCUCAGUCCAGCAGAGACACUGAGGUGUUUAAAAACUCCAACGGGACUGAUGUGUCUGUGAUCCACUCAUACUGUGAGGGUCCUGACCAUUGAAGAACAGGGUAAAAGGGGGCCAACAAAGUAUACAGAGAAACAGAUGAACUAGUCUGUAGAACUACAGAGUGCUCCUCUGUGGUAAGUGGAGGUGAGAAAAUGGACAAUGAGUGUAGAAACAAGAAGGUGGUCUUAAUGUUAUGGCUGAUCGGUGUAUAGUGAACCAGCGAAUCAGACAGGCAAUGGAGAAGCUGGAUUCUGCUGUGAAGGGGACUCCUCUUUGUACUCUUCACUUGGUGUGCAAUAGCCAUUGAUGCCCAUUUGUCGUGAACCGUAUCUAAUCUACUCUGUAGACCAUGUUUUUGGGACCAGAUGUCUCACAUCCAGAUUCAUUCUUUAAUGAACUUAUGUAUAUCUUUAAGGCUUCCUUUGUAAUGUCUGUUGUAAAUUAGGUUGUAUAUUGUUGUAAUGACUUGUUUUUAAUAGUGGCAAUAUUAGCAGCUACAAUACAACGUUACUAUCAUGCAUACAUGAAAUAAAUGUGUCCUUUGUUCAUUUCAGGCAGAACAGUAGUCACCUGAAGAGGUCCAAGUGCUUGUUUUUUUUUUCAGAAGAAUAGGUUGCACGAUGUAAAUCACAGCUGUAACUGAUUUAUCUGUAACCGUCAUGUGUAACUAGCUUCAUCACCCUGUGUCCCCUUGCUUAACUCUCCCUGGCACAGCAACUACCGUUUUCCUUCCUUUUGUAAUUUAAAACUAUUAAACUAUCUGCUGCUUGUGAAUGCGACUGUUCUGCAAUAAAACAUAAUCCCAAA